This is a messenger RNA of Gossypium raimondii (Peruvian cotton), 3112 nucleotides long. RefSeq names its product maturase K-like. The record is from RefSeq and is a predicted model, not a curated record. Gene Ontology annotation, cellular component: chloroplast. Lineage: Eukaryota; Viridiplantae; Streptophyta; Magnoliopsida; Malvales; Malvaceae. Gene Ontology annotation, biological process: mRNA processing.
UUUAUUGUAAUUGUAUUGAAACAAAAAAAAUGGAUAACAAUGGAAUGAAUAAGACAGGAGGCGGUCCGCAAAUUUUCACUUAUUCUAUUUCUAUUUCUAUGGUUUUAUCUGAGAAUUUCGUGUCUUUUUUUUUAUUCCAAUUUUUGCUAAUUUCGUGUUUUGAUUGCCUAGUGCAAUUCCAUUUUUUUAUUCCGAUUGGAUCUACAUAUUCUAAUUUUUUUCGGGUUGCUAACUCAACGGUAGAGUACUCGGCUUUUAAGUGCGACUAGCAUCUUUUACACAUUUGUAUGAAGAAAGGGAUUCGUUCAGACCAUCGGUAGAGUUUGUAAGACCACGACUGAUCCUGAAAGGAGUGGAUGGAAAAAAGAGCAUGUCGUAGCAAUGGAGAAUUCUAAGAAUCCUUUUUUUCCGGAUCAUUCCAAAAAAAACCGUUUUUGAAUUUUUGGUGCGGAACAAAAAAAAUGAAUUGAAUUCAAAGUUGGGUCGAGUGAAUAAAUGGAUAGAGCUCUACGGCCCCAAUUAUAGGGAAACAAAAAGUAACGAGCUUCUGUUCUCAAUUUGAAUGAUUACCUGAUCUAAUUAAACGUUAAAAAGAAAUUAGUGCCUAAUGGGGUAAAGGUUUUUCUCAUGAGUAAAUUAUCGAUUUUUUUAUGAGUCCUUAUUAUUAGGCAUUCCCUUUAUGGGUUAGCCAUGAAUGUGUAGAAGAAGCAGUAUAUUGAUAAAGAAAAGAUAUUUUUUUCCAAAAUCAAAAGAGCGAUUGGGUUGAAAAAAUAAAGGAUUUCUAACCGUCUUCUUAUCCUAUAACGAACAUAAAUAAAUUAGAUGGCAAAAGAAAAGAUAGGAUAGAGAAUCCGUUGAUGAAUCCGCCUGUCUCCGAGGUAUCUAUUCUUUUCUUACUAUAAUACCUUGUUUUGACUGUAUCGCACUAUGUAUCAUUUAAUAACCGAAUAGAUCCCCUAUCUUUGGUUCAAAUCGAAUUUGAAAUGGAGGAAUUUCAAGUAUAUUUAGAACUAAAUAGAUCCCGCCGACACGAUUUCCUAUACCCACUUAUUUUUCGGGAGUAUAUUUAUGCACUUGCUCAUGAGCAUGGUUUAAAUAAAUCGAUGAUUUUUUUUGAAAAUCAGGGUUAUGGUAAUAAAUUCAGUUCACUAAUUGUGAAACGUUUAAUUCUUCGAAUGGAUCAACAGAAUCGUUUGAUUAGUUCUGCUAAUGAUUCCAACCAAAAUCCGGUUUUUGGACACAACAAUAAUUUGUAUUCUCAAAUGAUAGCGGCAGGAUUUGCAGUCAUUGUGGAAAUUCCAUUUUCCUUACGAUUAAUAUCUUACUCACAAGGGGCAGAAGCCGCAAAAUCUCAUAAUUUUCAAUCAAUUCAUUCAAUAUUUCCUUUUUUAGAGGACAAAUUCUCACAUUUAAAUUAUGUGUUAGAGGCACUAAUACCUCAUCCCAUCCAUCUAGAAAUCUUAGUUCAAGCCCUUCGCUACUGGGUAAAAGAUGCUUCUUCUUUGCAUUUAUUACGGUUCUCUCUCUACGAGUAUUGUAAUUUGAAGAGUUUUAUUACUCCAAAGAAAUCUAUUUCGAUUUUUAAUCCAAGAUUAUUCUUGUUCCUGUAUAAUUCUCAUACAUGUGAAUACGAAUCUAUUUUCCUUUUUCUCCGUAAUCAAUCUUCUCAUUUACGAUCAACAUCUUCUGGAGUCUUUCUUGAACGAAUUUUUUUCUAUGGAAAAAUAAAGUAUCUUGGCGAAGUCUUUUAUAAUGAUUUUCAGAACAACCUAUGGUUGUUCAAAGACCCUUUCAUACAUUUUAUUAGGUAUCAAGGAAAGUCAAUUCUGGCCUCAAAGGAUACGUCUCUUCUGAUCAAUAAGUGGAAAUAUUACUUUGUCGAUUUAUGGCAAUAUUAUUUUUACCUGUGGUCUCAAUCAGGAAGAGUCCGUAUAAAUCAAUUAUCUAAAUAUUCUCUCGACUUUCUGGGCUAUCUUUCAAGUGUGCGAUUAAAUCCUUCAGUGGUACGGAGUCAAAUGCUAGAAAAUUCAUUUCUAAUAGAUAAUGCUGUGAAGACGUUGGAUACAAGAAUUCCAAUUAUUUCGAUCAUUGGAUCAUUGUCUAAGGCGAAAUUUUGUAACACAUUAGGGCACCCCAUUAGUAAGCCGACGUGGGCCGAUUCCCCCGAUUCUGAUAUUAUUGACCGAUUUGUGCGUAUAUCCAGAAAUCUUUCUCAUUAUCACAGUGGAUCUUCAAAAAAAAAAAGUUUGUAUCGAAUAAAAUAUAUACUUCGGUUUUCUUGUGUUAAAACUUUGGCUCGUAAACACAAAAGUACUGUCCGUGCUUUUGAAAAAUUAGGUUCGGAAUUUUUGGAAGAAUUCUUUACGGAAACGGAAGAAGAACAUGUUUUUUCUUUGAUCUUCCCAAGAGGUUUUUUUGCUUUGCGAAAGGUCUAUAGAGGACGAAUUUGGUAUUUGGAUAUUAUUUGUAUCAAUGCUCUGGUCAAUCAUUCAUGAUUGGUUAUGAAAUUAUGUAAAUUCAAUUCUAGUAUUAAAUGUUCAGGCAGUAAGAAUAAGAGGGGAUUGGCCGAGUAUUCCGCUUUUUUUUUAGAGUCCUGUUUAGGGAAUAAACAGGGUUUUAGAUGGAUACAUAGAGAAAGCCGUGUGCAAUGAAAAAUGCAAGCACGGUUUGGGGAGGGAUUUUUUAUUCUUUAACUUUAAAAUUAGUAAAUUAGAAUUUAUUUAAUUUAAACAAGGAAAUUAUCUACUCCAUCCGACUAGUUCCGGGUUCGAGUCCCGGGCAACCCAUUUUUAUUAUCAUAUCGAAACGCUAUUCCUAAUAGAAGAUAGGAAUGAUUUGGAUAUAUAUCAUAUGUAUAUCAAUCCGUAGUUUCUUUUUCUAACUUAAGAAAAAAAAAAUGAUAAAUCUAGAUACGAUCCUAGAUGUAUAUUUUCUAUUUGAUAUUGGUUGACACGGGUAUAUAAGUCAUGUUAUACUGUUGAAUAACAAGCCUUCAAUUAUCUAGUUCUAGAUAAUUUGUGCGCUUGGGAGUCCCUGAUGAUUAAAUAAACCAAGAUUUUACCAUGACUGCAAUUUUAGAGAGACGCGAAAGCGAAAGCCUAUGGGGUCGCUU